Aspergillus bombycis is the source of this 1017-nucleotide messenger RNA. Its product is annotated as J domain-containing protein. The record is from RefSeq and is a predicted model, not a curated record. Gene Ontology annotation, cellular component: endoplasmic reticulum. The transcript is spliced from 4 exons. Bases 1 to 1017 code for a protein of 338 amino acids. NCBI's taxonomy places the organism in Eukaryota, Fungi, Ascomycota, Eurotiomycetes, Eurotiales, Aspergillaceae. Gene Ontology annotation, molecular function: protein-folding chaperone binding; misfolded protein binding.
AUGGCCUCUCUUUUAUCUUUUGCUGGUUGGGCAUUUCUACCAAAUUAUGCGACUUCCAUAGUUCAGAAUAUUUACUAUGGGAUUACCAUUCGUGCAGGUGAACCUCGACCCCAACCCCCCUCUCCGCGCUAUACCCGACAUCGCCGUCGCAUCUUUAUUCUAGUCGUGACAAGCUAUCUCCUUUACACGCUCUAUGAGACAUUUCAUCGGGUUCAGGCUACCGGGGACUUUUACAAAGCCCUUGGGGUCUCUCCAUUUGCCGAUGAUAGGACGAUCAAAUCGCGAUUCCGGCGCCUUGCUGCGCAGCAUCAUCCAGACAAGAUCAAUCAAGGGGAUGGCAUGCCUUCCGACGACUACUUUGUAUAUUUGAAGCUGGCGCAAGAUACCUUACUGGACCCUGCGAAGCGGUUUGCAUAUGAUAGAUUUGGACCUGAUAUUCUUGGCUGGGGAAAUGUCAAGACCGUGCAAGAUUUUCUGUUCACGGGGUUGCAGCGGUCGAUACCGCAGUAUGUGGGAGGAUUCGUGACCAUUAUCAUUUUGAACUUUACCUGGUGGUCCAACUGGGGUCGCUAUUGGCGCUUUUUUACUUUUGCUGCUUUGAUCACUCUUGAACUAGCUUUGAUCACGCAGCCCAGAGCAUUGUUCUUCCCUGCAUCCUAUAUCCCUAUCUUGACCCUUGCACAACGUGCCUCCGUAAUGCUGCAUAUCUUUAUUUCGCAGGUGACACCGCCAGAGGUCAGCAAAGGGUCGUCUUCCACAGUGGGUGAGCGUAUCCACCCACAAACCAUGCAGCGCCUCGCGCAAUUAGCUCAGCUCUCCCGAGCUACAGACGGUGAGUCGACGCGGUUGUUGCAGCUGGGAUUCGCGCCAUUCAAAGGGGAUCGGGAGAGCGUUGCCACGCUGCGCAAGGGCAUGAAGGAGGGGUUGGUCCUGAGCAGUGUACGGGCUAGUUCGGGGGUGCAGCAAGCUGUUGGGGAGGUGAUUGAACGGAAAAGGCAAGAAAAGAAGGCCGAUUAA